Molecule: messenger RNA, 1265 nt
Organism: Syzygium oleosum
Lineage: Eukaryota; Viridiplantae; Streptophyta; Magnoliopsida; Myrtales; Myrtaceae
Product: probable cinnamyl alcohol dehydrogenase 1
Exons: 7
Coding region: 1-1089 (362 amino acids)
Molecular function (GO): oxidoreductase activity, acting on the CH-OH group of donors, NAD or NADP as acceptor; zinc ion binding
Source: RefSeq, a predicted model, not a curated record
AUGAGUUCAGGCCAAGUGAUGAGCAAGAACAGCCAUGCAUGGGCAGGAAGAGACGAUUCGGGGCUUCCCUCUCCUUAUGAAUUUGAACGCAGAGGGGUUGGAACCGACGACGUGUCAGUGAAAAUCACUCAUUGUGGCAUUUGCUACGCGGACGUAGUUUAUACCUGCAACAAGCUAAAGAACUCUAUUUACCCCCUGGUUCCCAGAAUGUAUAUCUAUGGGCAUGAGAUCGUGGGGAUUGUGCAAGAAGUGGGUGACAUCGUUACCAAUUUCAAGGUUGGAGAUCACAUCGGUGUCGGAACCUAUCUUGAUUCAUGCAGACAUUGCAAGUAUUGUAAGGGUGGACAAGAAGUUCAUUGCUCAAAGGGAAUUUCAAGUACAAUCAAUGGCACCCGCAAGGAUGGUACCACCACACAGGGCGGAUAUUCGAGCUUCAUAGUUGUUGAUGAGAGGUUUUGCUAUAAGAUACCUGAAAAGUAUCCAUUAGCUCUGGCGGCACCUUUGCUGUGCGCUGGAAUCACAGUCUACAGUCCGAUGAUCCAACACAAAAUGAAUCAACCCGGGAAAUCCGUAGACGUGAUUGGACUUGGUGGGCUCGGUCAUAUGGCUGUGAAGUAUGCUAAGGCUUUUGGACUGAAUGUCACUGUUUUCAGCACGAGCUUGUCCAAGAAAAAUGACGCUUUGAAUUUGCUAAAAGCAGAUAAAUUUGUGCUCUCAUCUGACAAGGAACAAAUGGCUGCUAUGGCUAAAUCUCUGGACUUUAUCGUUGACGCAGCAUCGGGAGACCACCCACUUGAUCUAUACAUGUCAUUACUUAAGACAGGAGGAGUUUUAGCGUUGGUAGGCCUUCCAGGCGAGGAAAUAAAACUCAAUCCACUUAGCCUUCUCAUGGGUACGAGGAGCAUUCCCGGAAGUGUUCUAGGCGGUGUAAAGCGAACGCAGGAGAUGAUCGAUUUUUGUGCUGAGCAUGAGAUUUAUCGAGAGGUUGAAGUAGUUCCAAUCCAAUAUGCAAAUGAAGCUCUUGAGAGGCUCCAGAAGAGCGACGUGAAAUACCGUUUCGUGAUAGACAUCGAGAACUCCUUAAAGUAACUCGGCUUGUCAAGGAAUACCAUGCUCGAGAUUAACUUUGUAAUCUAAACGAACUCUAUCUCUAUCUCUAUGGUUUGAGUGUACGAAGACGAAUAAGUAGGAAGUAAUCCUUCUCCAUUACAACUGUGUUUCAUCUUCUUGACAAUAAAAAGGUGAUUACUUGAUGAAUAUUUCUG